Xenia sp. Carnegie-2017 is the source of this 1544-nucleotide messenger RNA. RefSeq lists its product as uncharacterized. Gene Ontology annotation, cellular component: voltage-gated potassium channel complex. Gene Ontology annotation, biological process: potassium ion transmembrane transport. The coding region runs from base 188 to 1330 and encodes 380 amino acids. Lineage: Eukaryota; Metazoa; Cnidaria; Anthozoa; Malacalcyonacea; Xeniidae. The record is from RefSeq and is a predicted model, not a curated record. Gene Ontology annotation, molecular function: delayed rectifier potassium channel activity. The transcript is spliced from 7 exons.
AAAAUUUUUUGUAGCCAAAAUCCAGAUAUAAGUAAGAAAUCGCGAUUGUCUGACUACUGACUAAUUUAAGAUAAACAGGCAGUGUCUUCAAUUUAUAGAGCCUGUCAUGUGACCAGAACGUGUCAUUAGUUCCCAGGUACAAAUUAACUACGCGGUCAUCUUUAAAUUGAUACUUCUGUUCAAGUCUAUGAACUGUUAUAAUACGAAGAGAAAGUUUUUUAGAGUAAACUGCCUUGCUUUAAUUAUGACUUCUUUUUACCAUGUGCUUGAGAUAAUUGGUGAAUAUAAAGGACCACAACUUCAAUGCGCAAGAUUUUCCCAAUCCAUUUUACGUGGGAAUGAUGCAAGGAUUUUGGUGGAGUGUUAUAACAAUGACAGAUACGGAGACAAGACAACCAAGGGACCCUUUGGAAGGAUAAUGGCUGUUUUAUGGAUAAUGAUCUCAACAAUUUUCGUGUCGCUGUUCACAGCUAAUGCGUCUUCAAUAUUGGCAAUCAGCCAGGCAGAAGAGGAUCACAGUAUUACUCUUGGAAAGAAGAUUGGUAGUUUCAACAGCAAGCAUUUUUUCGAGGAUCAAUUGAAUCUUGGUGGUCAAAUGAUAAAUCAUCCGACUGGAAUGAGUAUGAGAUUAAGUAUACUAAAUGGAGAUACGGAUCGAGCAAUAUUUCCUAAUUACCUGGACUUUAUUCAUGCUUUGACGUUACCGGAAUUCAGUUCAAUGAAGGAUGUCUAUCAAAUCUCAAAUACAUUUGACUAUCCUUUUCAAAUCGGCAUGGCGUUUGCUGUUGACCCAAACAACAUGACAUCGUCUGAACUCGGUCUCUUGACGUGUCUACGGUCUUCCCUUCCACCUCUUGAAUUACUGCUUCGUCGUCAAAUUAAUGUCGUCGGACUGCAUGAUGAAUCGAUCAGUAAGAAAAAGAAAGUACCUUUGGAUAGCAAUACCAUAUUGACUUUAAGUUAUUGGUGUUUUCUCAUUAUUGCUUGUCUUGUGGCCUUCGGACUUUCAUAUGACUAUUGGAACUACAGACGUAGAAAUCAUACUUCUGAGCAUCACAUUGGUGAUAUUGAAGAAAGUGUGAUUGAAGGUACGAACGACGAAAUAAAUGUACAACAACCAGAUGUUGAAAACCAGGAAAAUGUUCAACCAGAUGUUGAAAACCAGGAAAAUGUUCAACCAGAUGUUGAAAACCAGGAAAAUGUUCAACUUUAUUGUGCUGAGUCAUCACAAAGUGUGAAACAAGAAGCUGUUGAUUGUUGUGAAAACAACGUGACUGUGAAUGAUGAGACUGAUGUUCCCCAAGAUUCCAACUACUCUCUCCAUGAGUAGUUAUUGUAGAUUGACGUUCGAUGUCAGUGUUUUUAUUAUUUGUUUUUUAACUACCUUCAUUUUCUGUAGAUUUAUUAAUUUGAUAUUUUUUUUUACUUGGACAAUUUUUGGUCAAGUCUUCACUCUUUUUGCAGCAGGUAUUUUUCAUGGAGAAUUUUGUAUAGUUUUUUCAUACUAACAGGAUCAUUAAUAAAUAAUUUCCUUGUUUAUUUAA